AUGGCGCUGCCUCUAGUGCCGUACACAAUAGUCAAGUUAUGCCGUGCUGCAUCAAAAAAGGCCACAAAUAUUAAUUGCCAGUGUUCAGUUUGCUUUCGCUCGGGGAAAUAUCGCAAAUCUAUAUUCAAAAGAAUUUCCAACUUUUCAACAUACAGUAACCUGACCCUCGUGCUGCUUUGGAUCCUCAUGGCAGUCUUGGUUUACUAUAUCAAACAUAUCAGCACUGAGAACCAAAUUUUUGAACCAUUCAGCAUUCUUGGAGUGGAAACUGGAGCUUCAGAUUCAGAAAUAAAGAAGGCAUAUAGGAGACUUUCUAUCUUAUACCAUCCUGAUAAAAAUCCUGAUCCAGAGGCACACAAGUAUUUUGUGGAUUAUAUCUCAAAGGCAUAUCAGGCUCUAACAGAUCCAGUAUCACGUGAGAACUUUGAGAAAUAUGGCCAUCCCGAUGGCAGGCAGGGGCUUCAAAUGGGGAUUGCUCUCCCUCAGUUCCUUCUUAACAUUGAUGGUGCAUCUGGAGGAAUACUUUUAAUUGGAAUUGUAGGCGUUUGUAUUAUUUUGCCCCUGACAAUAGCUGUCAUAUACUUGUCAAAGUCAUCAAAAUAUACAGGAAAUUUCGUCAUGCAUCAGACAAUAUAUGCUUAUUACCACUUCAUGAAGCCUUCUUUAGCUCCAAGCAAGGUCAUGGAUGUUUUCAUUAGGGCUGCUGAAUACAUGGAAAUUCCAGUUCGUCGUACUGAUGAAGAAUCUCUUCAGAAAUUGUUUGUGUUAGUCAGGAGUGAGUUGAAUCUAGACCCCAGAAACAUCCGGCAAGAACAAGCUAAGUUUUGGAAGCAGCAUCCUGCUUUAGUAAAGAAUGAAUUGUUGAUUCAAGCCCAUUUGACCCGUGAGACUGCAGCAUUAUCACCAUCUUUGCAGCGUGAUUUCAAACAGAUACUUGCCCUUGCACCUCGACUUCUUGAAGAAUUGAUGAAGAUGGCAAUUAUACCACGCACUCCACAGGGGCAUGGGUGGCUGAGACCUGCAAUCGGGGUGGUGGAGCUAUCUCAGAGUAUCAUCCAGGCUGUUCCCCUCAGUGCAAGAAAAGCAACCGGGGGAUCCAGCGAAGGAUAUGGUCCCUUUUUGCAGCUGCCACACUUCACUGAGUCUGUUGUAAAAAAGAUCUCCAGAAAGAAAGUACGCACAUUACAAGAUCUUCGAGACAUGAAACCAGAAGAGCGUGCAGAGCUGUUGACUCAGGCUGCUAGUUUUUCUGUGGAUGAAUCCCGAGACGUGGAGAUAGUAAUUGAAAUGAUGCCUUCUAUUUCAAUUGAUAUAAGAUGUGAGACAGAAGGUGAAGAGGGGAUACAAGAGGGUGAUAUUGUAACAAUGCAGGCUUGGAUUACUCUUAACCGUGGCAAUGGCUUAGUUGGUGCUCUUCCACAUGCUCCUCACUUUCCUCUCGAAAAAGAGGAGAAUUUCUGGUUACUUAUUGCAGAUUCCUUGUCAAAUGAUGUGUGGAUCUCUCAGAAGGUAAAUUUCGUAGACUAA
Fraxinus pennsylvanica is the source of this 1527-nucleotide messenger RNA. The record is from the annotation of a GenBank genome assembly. Lineage: Eukaryota; Viridiplantae; Streptophyta; Magnoliopsida; Lamiales; Oleaceae.